CAAAACAUAUCUUUGAAAAUCUCUUUCCUUUUUUCCUUUUAUCAAUAUGGCAAGAAGUUUAGAGCCACUAAUUGUUGGGAGAGUAGUAGGUGAUGUUCUUGAUUCAUUCACUGCUAAUGUUAAAAUGGCAAUCACUUUUAACAACAAAUUAGUGUGCAAUGGCCAUGAACUCUUUCCUUCUGCUGUCACUGCUAGACCUAAAGUUGAAGUUCAAGGAGGAGAUUUGAGAAAUUUCUUCACACUGGUCAUGACAGAUCCUGAUGUUCCUGGCCCUAGUGAUCCUUAUCUAAGAGAGCAUCUCCACUGGAUAGUAACUGACAUUCCAGGUACCACUGAUGCUACUUUUGGAAGGGAAUUGGUGAGCUAUGAGAGCCCAAGGCCAAAUAUUGGGAUCCAUAGGUUUGUGUUUGUUCUCUUCAAGCAGAAAUGUAGAAAUUCAGUUGGCCAACCAACUUCGAGGGAUCAUUUCAACACUCGAAAUUUUGCCCAAGAAAACGAUCUUGGCCAACCUGUCGCUGCCGUCUUCUUCAAUGCUCAGCGAGAAACCGCCGCGAGAAGACGUUAAUUAAAGAUUAUUGAUGUUAUAUCAGUCAUUUUUCUUCACAAUUAUCUGAUCAGACCUCACCUUCAUAUGAAGUCACUUUAAAUCUCUUAGUAGUGUUAAAAAAAAAGUAUCAAGUUUGUUUUUUCU
Messenger RNA from Lycium barbarum (goji berry), 691 nucleotides. RefSeq names its product CEN-like protein 2. Gene Ontology annotation, biological process: vegetative to reproductive phase transition of meristem; negative regulation of flower development. Gene Ontology annotation, cellular component: cytoplasm; nucleus. The transcript is spliced from 4 exons. Bases 47 to 565 code for a protein of 172 amino acids. NCBI's taxonomy places the organism in Eukaryota, Viridiplantae, Streptophyta, Magnoliopsida, Solanales, Solanaceae. The record is from RefSeq and is a predicted model, not a curated record.